This is a messenger RNA of Castor canadensis (American beaver), 1686 nucleotides long. RefSeq names its product calpain small subunit 2 (gene Capns2). NCBI's taxonomy places the organism in Eukaryota, Metazoa, Chordata, Mammalia, Rodentia, Castoridae. The record is from RefSeq and is a predicted model, not a curated record. Gene Ontology annotation, cellular component: calpain complex. Gene Ontology annotation, molecular function: calcium ion binding.
AGUUUAAACCCAAGUAUCACCAAAAUUAAAAAAAAAAGAAAGAAAAGAAACGUGAUUUCUUUGAGUCACUUUCCUUUCAUUCAGAAAAAGCACACUGUCUUUCAGGUGCUAAGAAAGAAAUGACACAUAGAAAUGUGUAGUUCCGUAUUUUCUAUUUGAGAUAUUAUUCUAAUGUGUCCUAAUAUUAUAUUUUAUGAGUAUUUGUCUAGAGGAGUGGAAACUAGUUUCAUGGAGGCCCUCAAAGAUGACAGGUGCUAGGACCUAGUGGAAUUCAGACAAAUUCACUUGGAGAUGAAACAUCACGCAGUGGGUGUGGUGCCGUGGGAGCAGGUUCAGCAAAGCCAGUUCUUCCACACACGUGAGUUACUGGGACUCCAUCUCAGCAAUCUUCAGACCAUCUGCAAGAUUUCGGCAGCUUUCACCCUUGCCUGUAGAAGUGAAAGCAUGUUCCUUGCCAAGGCUAUCUUGGAAGGGGCAGAUCGAGGCCUUGGAGAAGCCCUCGGAGGCCUUCUUGGAGGAGGAGGUCAAAGAAGAGGAGGAAGAGCAGGAGGAAAUAUUGGAGGGAUAGUAGGAGGACUUGUUAAUCUUAUCAGCGAGGCUGCCGCAGCUCAGUACACCCCAGAACCACCUCCCACUCCCCAGCAUUUCACCAAUGUGGAGGCCUCAGAAAGUGAGGAGGUUAGGCGAUUUAGACAACAAUUUGCACAGCUGGCUGGACCAGACAUGGAGGUGGGUGCCACUGACCUGAUGAAUAUUCUCAACAAAGUUCUCUCUAAGCACAAAGACCUGAAGACAGAUGGCUUCAGUCUUGACACCUGCCGGAGCAUCGUAUCUGUCAUGGACAGUGACACGACCGGGAAACUGGGCUUUGAAGAAUUCAAGUAUCUGUGGAACAACAUCAAGAAGUGGCAGUGCAUUUAUAAGCAGUACAACAGGGACCAUUCUGGCUCCCUGGGAAGUUCCCAGCUGCGGGAUGCUCUGCAGGCAGCAGGCUUCCAGCUAAAUGAACAACUUUACCAAAUGAUCAUCCGCCGGUAUGCUGACGAGGACAGAAGUGUGGAUUUCAACAACUUCAUCAGCUGCCUGGUCCGCCUGGAUGCCAUGUUCCGUGCCUUCAAGGCUCUGGAUAGAGAUGCAGAUGGCCUGAUUCAAGUGUCUAUCCGAGAAUGGCUGCAGCUGACCAUGUAUUCCUGAAGUGGCACUGGGAGACCAAGACCAUCCCUGGAGGUCAGCCUCCCGAGUGCCCUGCCCUGAUGGCCACAGGAGCUCCUGCCCCACCCCACAGAAGCAAUUCCAUGGCCCUGUGUAUUUCUGAUUGUGUGCUAGGCUUCACUGCUUAAUUAAAACAAAGCUUUUGUAAAAACUGUUCUGCGUGGUUUGUAUGUCAGUGUUUUGAAACCCCAGAUCUACGUAGACUUCUAUGUGGGAGGUUCAAAUGGAGCCAGCUUCACAAGGUUGGUAUUUCUUGGUGAAUGAAUUCCAAGGAGGUGGAAGUUUAUUAUUGUUGUCUGUUGUUAAUAAUCAAUUUUUUUAAAUCCUGGGAUAAAUCAAGAAAGCACUCAGGAGAUUUUUGUUUCCUUUGCAAAGGUGAGAAGGAAGUUCAAAAUCUGUUUUUCCCAUAAUUUCACAUCUGGUCUUUACAUAAAAACAAGAAAAGUGCUUUCUAGAAAGCCUUAUUUACUAUAU